Messenger RNA from Terrapene triunguis (Three-toed box turtle), 1831 nucleotides. Its product is annotated as LETM1 domain-containing protein LETM2, mitochondrial-like. The record is from RefSeq and is a predicted model, not a curated record. The coding region runs from base 96 to 344 and encodes 82 amino acids. NCBI's taxonomy places the organism in Eukaryota, Metazoa, Chordata, Testudines, Emydidae. The transcript has 4 exons.
UCUCCCCCCAUGUUCUACAGUGGCUAGAUCUACAUCUAAAGGAGAAUGUUCCUCCUUCUCUGCUUCUGCUUUCUCGCGCCUUGUACUUGAUAGACAUGAAGCCGAAACCUAUUCAGUUGUUGCAGAAUGAGGUUCGGGUUAGUGACGCUGCAGAAACACCAGUUCUUGAACCUAAAGAAACCUUAGUGGAUUCUGCACCCAUUGUGCAAGGAAGAAAGGGAGAAGAAUUUAUAUCACAGCCAUCGGAGAAGUUACCAGUCGCUGGAGUAUCUGUCAAGCCUCCUCCAGGAGAGACCAAAAUGCAGGCAUCUCAGAGCAGCAAGGCCAGUGCCAAUGGAGUCUAGCCCUGCGCCAGCAAGGACCAUGGAUCAAGGGCACCGACAGAGGAAGACUCCAUUCCUCUGUACCUCGUCUCACCCAACGACUGGGUGAGCAGUCUGUUGGCAGGCUCCCUCCCACACCAAGGCUUUCAGCUGUCCCCAGGGGGCCUCAUCAAUCAAUUCCAGAUUGUUUUAUUAGCAGCGAGGCCAUAUAAAGGACACAUCCCAUUUAAAAUACCCUCUAUAAAUUAAGUUAUAUUGUAAAUAUGUAAAUACGUCUAUUAAAAUGCUCUAAGCUGUAACUUAUCCCAUGGCUAUGUGUCCUACAGUUAGGAUUUGUGCUCUUUAGUAAGGCAGCAUUUUAUUUUUAUGGCGGGCUGGAGAGCAGACAUGGGGUGGGUUUGGUUCUUCAGUAAAAAUAUCCCUCAUCCACACUGUGGAACCCUGUGCAGGAGCUUUGCCAUGCAGGCAGGGCUUGGCUUGACUGCUGAAGCAAUUUGUAUAGACCACAAGCCCUUGAUUAUCAUGGUAAUCUCCAUUUGUUAGCUAAUCUCUUGUGAUCAGAAUGACUCAUCUUGCAGUUACAAUUAAACUAAUAUCAGUUGCUGUUAGGUUUUCACUGAGGAGAAUAAACAGUGUGCUGGAAGAGACAAGAGGAAAGGCCUGCAGUAUCUUCAGUGCGGAGAUUGAAAGAAUAACAGUUGAGAGAGGUUUUGCUGCUCUGUUUUCCUUGUUUAAAGAGGGCAUCCUCCAUUGCAUGCUGUACCUACUUUCUGCCCACAGUUGGCAGCAGCAUGGAGUCUGCCAGGGUCCCAAACACCAUUCUCGCACCAAUUUGCAAACAUGCCUUUUACAUGGCAACAUCUUGCUAGGGAAUGUGCAGAAUGGCAAUGACCUGAGCUUUCAAAUUAAACUGUUUAGUUGUUUUAAAAUUAAGUCUGAGAUCAGACUUGUCUUUUAAAAUCUAAUCAUCUGAUUCUUAAAACUACCCAAUAACGAGUACUGGUGGAAUACUUUUUUAAAACAAUUCUUUGUAUAUUUCAGUGUUAACUAUCUUCCUGGUAGAUUAUAUAGGAAGAGAUCGAAAAGUGUGGGGUUUUUUAAUGAUUUAACUUUGGCCUCCUGUACCUGUAAAUGUUUGAAAUUUGCUUAUUUUAUGGGUAUAUUGAACCUGGAUAUUUCUGAUUACUGUAAAAUUAAAAGGACGUGGAUGCUGAGUGGAAUGUGACUCCUUGUGUGAGUCAGCCUGAGUCAUUAGAACCAUCACCUGGCUAAAGCAACAAUCAGCUCAGUUAGGCAUUAUCAGCAUGUUACAGUUCAUUACGCCAGGGUCUUUUUUGUAAAGCAGAACCAACUCGGGGGGGCAUAUUACAAUUUUACUGUAUUCUUGGUUAGUAAACCCCAUGUACCUGGGUGAUACAAAUCUCUGCUUUGCUAAUGCAAGUGUUGUAUGAAGAUGAACAGCUGUGGUGUCUUGCUAGUGGUAACAGAAGACCAGUGUAAUUCCAAUA